Penicillium longicatenatum is the source of this 1224-nucleotide messenger RNA. RefSeq names its product tryptophan synthase subunit beta. Gene Ontology annotation, biological process: L-tryptophan biosynthetic process. The transcript has a single exon. The record is from RefSeq and is a predicted model, not a curated record. Gene Ontology annotation, molecular function: tryptophan synthase activity. Lineage: Eukaryota; Fungi; Ascomycota; Eurotiomycetes; Eurotiales; Aspergillaceae. Gene Ontology annotation, cellular component: cytoplasm. Bases 1 to 1224 code for a protein of 407 amino acids.
AUGACGUCGAACAUCAAACACCCAUAUUCCCAAAGCUACCCCGACGCCGAUGGGUAUUUCGGCCAGUUUGGCGGUAAUCAUUAUCCGCCCCAGGUUCAUCCAGCCCUAGAGGAACUAGCCCAAGCAUAUCAACAGCUACGUCAAUCACCGGAAUUUGAACGCGACCUUAACAAAGUGCGAAUCGGACUUCAAGGGCGGCCAACACCAGUCCAUUACCUGGAGAACAUCUCUAAGCAAGUUGGUGGCGCUCAAAUUUUCGUCAAACGAGAGGAUCUGAACCACACAGGCGCACACAAAAUCAAUCACUGUGUCGGCUUCGCACUAUUAGCCAAGAAACUAGGUAAGACGAAACUGAUUGCCGAGACAGGAGCUGGUCAACAUGGCGUCGCGCUCGCAACCGCGGCCGCCUAUUUCGGUCUCGAAUGCGAAGUUCACAUGGGCGAGAUCGAUAUCAGCAAACAGAGUUCGAACGUCGGUCGCAUGCAGCUACUCGGCGCACGCGUAGUGUCAGCAAGCACUGGCCAAUCCACCCUGAAGGAAGCCAGCGAUUCUGCAUUCAACGCGUAUGUAGAGCAGCAUGCGCAUGCUCUCUAUGCGAUUGGAUCGGCUAUCGGGCCACAUCCCUUCCCAAUGAUUGUUCGGGAUUUCCAGGCUGUUGUUGGCCAAGAGGCUCGCGAGCAAUUUCUUUCUAUGACGGAUGGCAGUUUGCCUGACCAUGUUGUUGCUUGCGUUGCGGGUGGCUCGAAUGCGAUGGGUAUGUAUUUGGGCUUCCUUGAGGAUGACGGGGUCGUUCUGCACGCUGUGGAACCCAUGGGUAAAUCUGAUGAGCUGGGACAACAUGCGGCGACGUUAUCCUUUGGCAGACCAGGGACUUUGCAUGGUGCUCGAUCGAUAGUGUUGCAACAAGAUGAUAACACGCCUGCAAGUGUCUCGUCUGUGGCGUCUGGGCUCGUCUAUCCCGGUAUCGGCCCGGAGAUUGCGAUGCUGCAUGAAACAGGUCGGAUUUCUGUCGCGGGGAUUUCAGAUAAAGAAGUUAUCAGUACAUUUUUCCGUAUGGCAAAAACGGAGGGAAUUAUCCCGGCUUUGGAGAGUGCGCAUGCGGUAGCGUUUGCGAUUCGAUUGGCGUCGCAGCGCCCUUCGUCCGAGCGGAUACUAGUCAAUCUGUCUGGGCGCGGCGACAAAGAUGUUGACUAUGUGCUUGAGAAUUAUGGGACAGGUGGAUAG